Molecule: messenger RNA, 1839 nt
Organism: Dioscorea cayenensis subsp. rotundata (Guinea yam)
Lineage: Eukaryota; Viridiplantae; Streptophyta; Magnoliopsida; Dioscoreales; Dioscoreaceae
Product: ATPase family AAA domain-containing protein 1-B-like
Exons: 4
Coding region: 221-1183 (320 amino acids)
Cellular component (GO): mitochondrial outer membrane
Molecular function (GO): ATP binding; ATP hydrolysis activity
Source: RefSeq, a predicted model, not a curated record
UCGGCAAUUUUCAAUAUUACUAGAACUAUUAUGAUCCAUUUACUAUGGAAACCAGAGAAAAUUACACUAGAGUAUAACCACAGCAACCUUAGAAAACUCUCAUAUUACAACUGAUGAUGAUAACUAAAGCAAUGAAUUUGGAUUUAGUCCCUAAAGAAUGCUGCUUCAUUUCCUACUUAUUUUUUAGCACAAUCCUGAGCAAUUAACUGUUUUGCAGGAUAUGAUAGCUGACGGUGUCGUAAAUGUUAAAGAACUUGAUGUAAAUCUAGAGUCGAUCGGAGGACUAGGACAUAUUAAAAAGAAAUUACAUGAAACGAUAAUUCUUCCUUUACAACGACCAGAAAUAUUUAACGACGAACAUUUUUUAGGUCCACAAAAAGGUGUUCUUUUGUAUGGCCCUCCCGGAACCGGAAAAACUAUGCUUGCUAAAGCUUUAGCUAAGGAAUCUAGUGCUGUUUUUAUCAAUGUGAGAAUGUCGACUGUGAUGAGUAAAUGGUUCAGUGAAGCCCAAAAACUCGUGUCUGCUAUCUUCAGCCUGGCUAAUAAACUCCAGCCCGCCAUCAUUUUCAUCGAUGAGGUCGAUAGUUUCUUGGGUCAGCGUGCCGGUGACAGUGGUUAUUGCAAUUCAAUGAAAACCGAAUUCAUGUCCUUGUGGGAUGGUUUCACAACAUCUAAAAAUGCCCGGGUAUUGGUUCUGGCCGCUACGAAUCGUCCAACAGAACUGGACGAGGCUAUACUACGGAGAUUUACACAGACAUUUGAAGUUGGUUUACCUGAUCAAAAUGGAAGAGCCGCAAUAUUGAAGUCGAUUCUAAAGAAAGCAAGAGUAGAAGAUGGCAUUGACUAUAAUCAUAUUGCUAGUUUGACUACUGGGUACAGUGGUUCAGAUCUGUUAGAGCUUUGUAGGGAAGCGGCAUACUAUCCUAUUAGGGACUUGCUAGAUGAUGAAAAACAAGAAAAGGUGACAAAAGAUGAUGAAAAACAGAAGAAAGUGGUACAAAAUAAUAAAGAACAGAAGAAGGCGAAUCCCACACAUAUUACCAGAGCACUGGCACAAGCAGACCUUGAGACCGCGGUAUCGGCAUAUAAAGACAUGAAAGCAUCGGUGACUGAUUUUAAAUCUGAUGGGCAAUUGAGCAUAUGGUCCAGAGGAGACGAGUUCUAUAAAACCCUAUAUAUAUAGUUAUUUCCACUGCAACAUAUUCAUAGACUCUUUAUUCUUUACCAGCCGGAUAUUCUUUUUUUUCUGAACCUUACUACCUAGGCAUAGUUUGAUCUGUCGGAAAUUUUGAUGUUCAUGACUGACAAUUCAAUGUUCUCCUGGAACAGAGUUCUCAUGUUAAUUAAUAAGUAGACCAAGUGUUUUUCAAAUGUGUAUGCAUUCAUUAGUUUUCUAUUUGCAGCUUUAUGAGAAAUGCUUGUGAAUUGGCAGAGUAGUGAUACCGGUGUUCAUUUGGUUAUUUGGUAUGUAUAUCCAAAUGAAUUCAAUGCUUAUUUUUCUACCAAUCAUCUAGAAUGAGGUUACAGGUUUAUGUCUCACUAGAUUGUAUGAAUGUCUUGACAUGAACUAGUUCAUAUAUGGUUUUAUUCAACAAAUACAUUAACUACAAACUAUUCAAGUUGAACAGAUGAUACAUUACUAGUUCUUACUAAGAAAGGAUUUAGUGCCAAUCUCUCAUUAGACAAAUGUUUAUAACUGCACAAAGAUUUCUAAAGCAGCAAAGAUGAACAUGGUCUGGUCUAUCAGUGCCAAGGAAAUAAAAACUACCUGAAUUGAAGAAACCCUGUUAAUCUAAAUUCUCAUUCAUCUUCAGAGACGGUAGGCAGCCCUUCUUUGAA